Messenger RNA from Trichomycterus rosablanca, 930 nucleotides. RefSeq names its product transmembrane protein 182-like. The record is from RefSeq and is a predicted model, not a curated record. Gene Ontology annotation, cellular component: membrane. The coding region runs from base 146 to 907 and encodes 253 amino acids. The transcript is spliced from 6 exons. Lineage: Eukaryota; Metazoa; Chordata; Actinopteri; Siluriformes; Trichomycteridae.
UGUUUUAUUAUAGCUGCAGUCAAGACUAGCUUGAAUAACAGAGAACAAGUGAAGUUCGAGUCCUCAAGGGGGAGAGGGCUGAGUCAAAACCAAUAUCACAUGAGGUUGAGAGAUUGAAAAUAAAGUAAUUCUGGCUGGUUGAAGCAUGAAGAUCAGCGUGGCUGCUCUGAUCGGGGGUCUGCUGGGGGUCACUGGGGUUCUCUGCUUUUUGUUGGCAUUUGCUACAGAUUACUGGUUACUAGUGAGUGAAAACUGUGGGGGUCUGGAGAAGCCGACGACCACAGAGUACAACGUUACACAAGAACAGAUCAACAGUACAGAGGUUUCAGUCGUCGAUGUGGCCAAAUCAAACAUUUCGUUUUACACUCUGCAUCAUGAGGGAUUUUUUUGGCACUGUUUGUUUCACGUUGACCCCUCACAGCAUGAACUAUGGGCUGUUCUGUUCACAAACCAGCCGGAGUUAAAACAGUGUACUCAUGGAUAUCUCUUCCCACUUCCUGUUGUGACCGGACCUGUUCCCUACCCUCUUUACGAUACUACUGCAGUGUUUCGGGGAUACUGGACCAUAAUUAUAAUCCUGGGUAUUGCAGCAGGAUGGAUAGGUGGAUUCCUGUUGGUGUGUGCUGUUCCCUUUAUUAGCCACAAACUGUAUCGAGUGGGGGGAGCCUUUCUCAUCACUUCAGCGUGUCUUUUCCUGGUUCUGGUGUCUCUAUUUGUUCUGUGGUACGAGUUGGUGGAUGUAAGACAAUAUAUUCUACAGGAGAGAGGACACUUCUGCCCUGAUGCUGAGCUAGAAGUGCAUUAUGGCUGGUCCUUCAUGGUGGCAGCAGCUGGAAUCCCACUGGUCCUUGUUUCUGGUCUCCUUUUCUUCCUUGUAGGAAAAACCCUGCAGGAACACACAACAUAAAAGCCUGAAAAUAAAGAUCCCAU